GGGCAGGACGUGUGCAGGACGCAGUGCUCCGCGACGCAGCGACGCGCGGCCCACGUGACGCGGAGUGUGUGUGACAACGCAGUGGUGUGACAACGCAGUGACAACAAAGUGACAACGGUGUGACAACAAAGUGGCUUAGGGCGAUCGUCUUGGAUUAGAUCCCCGAAUGCUGCAUGCUUCCCGCCGCUGAGGACAGGUCACUAGGGCCUCUGGCGGGGCCUCUGGCGCUGGGCACGGCCAUCGGCACCGUGGCGGCCUUCGAGGCGCUCCCGCUGCCCCGGCAGGCCGGCCAGGGCGGCCCGGGGCAGGGCCAGGCGUCCUCGCAGUGCGCCGACGACAGCUCGCGUUCCUCCCUGUGCAGCGAGAGCCCGCCGCUGUCCCGGCACGGCAUGCUGGACCUGUCCCCCAACCCGUCCUCCAUGCUGUCCUUCCUCAACGCCGGCGCCGGCGGGGGCUUCCUGCUCGGCAACCCGCCCCUGGCCGCCCUGCACUCCAUGACGGAGAUGAAGAACGGGCCGCUGUACAGCCACCUCAGCCCCGGGUCCGGUAAGACGAGCCCCAACAGCUCCACGUCGUCGGGACACACCACGACCGGCGUCGUGGCCAACCCCCACGGCAUCGACCACAUCCUCAGCAGGCCGGCCGCGGUCACCGUCCCCGGAUCCUCCCCGCAGAGCAGAGGUUCGCUGCCGCGGGGCUUCAGCGUGUCCGCGGGCAUGGCAGCCGCCAACAUGGCAGCCAACAUGGCGGCGGCCAGCUACUUCCAGCAGCAGCAACAGCAGCAGCAACAGCAAGCCGCUGCGGCGGCAGCUGCAGCAGCGGCGGCCGCGGGCAAGCACCCCGGCGGGCCGCACCACCACGGCCACCCCGGCAGCCACCCGGGCCACCCCGGCCACCACCCCCACCAGCACGCGCUGGCGGACCUCACAACCCGCUCGGGCAUCUACUGGCCGGGGCUGCAGGGCCUCGUCAGCAACCCCCUCGUCUGGAGGGACAAGCUGAGCAACAUGUUCGGCAAUGUUUCAGUGGCUGGCGGCAAUGUGGGAGGCGUGGACAAGGACGGCAAGAAGAAGCACACGCGACCCACCUUCUCCGGGCAGCAGAUCUUCGCGCUGGAGAAGACCUUCGAGCAGACCAAGUACCUGGCGGGACCUGAGAGGGCCAAACUAGCCUACGCCCUGGGCAUGACGGAGUCACAAGUCAAGGUGUGGUUCCAGAACAGGCGGACCAAGUGGCGGAAGAAGCACGCGGCCGAGAUGGCGACGGCCAAGCGGAAGCACGAGGAGCAGGAGGCGGACGGCGAGGCGGGCGAGGACUCGGAGGGCGAGGACGGCGACCGCAACACGCAGGCGAGGAAGCUGCGCCGGGAGCUGGCGCGGCAGGCCGAGGAGCUGCACGGCCACUAAGCAGCCGGCAGUGACCGACACAUCUUCGGGUCUCCUUCCCCCCACCAGAGUUUUUGCUGUAAAAUACUGGCCUGGUACCCGCACUGCCGUGUUGGGAUGCCACCCGUUCAGCGACGAGUGUGUUCCGAAAACCAAAAUGAUUGCGUCCCAGUUUUGUUCGUUUCCGCGUUUCUGUAUUUUUACCAACUAGUCAAAAAGAAGAAGGAAAAAGAACUGUACUGUCUAACUUUCCGACAGGCUCGGAAAGUGCACACAUCUCUUUCGCUACCUUUAAAAGAAACUGUGGUCCUUUCUGUGAAUCGCAGCAGAGCGAAUGUCGACACACUUGUAGAACUGAAUGAGCAGCCAGAGUUUCACCUGUUCAAAAACUGCUGAAUUUAAAGUAGUGUCACUAGGGCGCAUAAAAUGUGUCCGGCAUGGCAGCACACUGUGUGCAAACUCGAUUCAACUGUUUUCUCGUGUGCAGUUCUUGUUGAUUUGUUAUAUUUUUUCUGUUUAUUUUAAUCGAAUAAGCCCUGCCACGAGGUUUGGUUUGCGCACUAUCUCAAGUUACCAAUUUAUUGCAUUCCUCGGGAUUGCACAAGGUGGACUACACGUUGUUUCGACUAGUCAUUCGAUCCAGUACUACUGCCUACUAAGUCUUUGUGAAAUGAGAGAAAAAAAUGACCCAAAACUUGUCUGUUUCUGUUGUAAAACUGAAUGCACACGGUAAUACUUAAAAAAGCUACUGUGAUACCAGACCGAAAUUCCGGAGAGCUCAUGGCAGGUAUUUCCGGGAAGCUGCUCAAGGCCGCGUUUCUCUGUGAUCGCGAUGAAUGUAGAAAAAAUUAAAAUACUGAUUUUAAAAGAAAAAACGUCGUACCAGGUUUCCUUGAGAAAUUUAAAAUUGUAAGAAGCCCCAGGUUAUGCGCGAAGGAGUGUUGACAACACAUAGAUGAAUUGUGAUCUUUCGGUGCACAACACUGAGGACUGCAUCUGGUAGGCCGAAUAGGAACGUUCAAUUUAUUUUACGAAACCGAUUUCUUACUUACGUAGCGUCUCGGCAUAGUUUCAUUUGCUGCUAUUAGUAAAACAACCUAGAUUUUACAUGUAAUAAUUAUUGUAACGAUAUUGUUGAGUUUACUUAUUUUAGACCGUUUGAGUGUUUAUGGCCGUGAUCUUAGUUUUAUUUGAAUUUCUCCUCAAUAAUUCGUUAUGUUCCAUCGGAACUGGGUAGUAGUUAAAUGUGAAAUGUAUGAAAAUCUCACCAAAGAAUAUUUCAUUAAGUUAUGUUUAAAUUUAAGAUGUACAUUUCAAACAUGUUGUAUUUCUGUGAAUAAACGCUUUGUAUAUAUAAAUUAUGCACAACGACUAUAUGUACAAGUGAAAAACUAAUAUAAAAUGUUAAAGUUAAUAUUAUUAUUAAUAAUCUGUAUUGCUCUGCUCAUGAUUGAGAGUUCUAUACGCAUUCCUUUGUUGUAGUUUGUUUGUUUUUUAUUUCCUCCGCACGACGACCGCGGGUACUUUUGUAAAAUA
Messenger RNA from Thrips palmi, 2921 nucleotides. It is a transcript of the gene HGTX, whose product is annotated as homeobox protein Nkx-6.1. Gene Ontology annotation, biological process: cell differentiation; regulation of transcription by RNA polymerase II. The record is from RefSeq and is a predicted model, not a curated record. Gene Ontology annotation, molecular function: RNA polymerase II cis-regulatory region sequence-specific DNA binding; DNA-binding transcription factor activity, RNA polymerase II-specific. Gene Ontology annotation, cellular component: nucleus. The coding region runs from base 174 to 1406 and encodes 410 amino acids. NCBI's taxonomy places the organism in Eukaryota, Metazoa, Arthropoda, Insecta, Thysanoptera, Thripidae. The transcript has 4 exons.